Acanthoscelides obtectus is the source of this 545-nucleotide messenger RNA. The record is from the annotation of a GenBank genome assembly. NCBI's taxonomy places the organism in Eukaryota, Metazoa, Arthropoda, Insecta, Coleoptera, Chrysomelidae.
ACAAAUGAUAAAGGGUGCCAUAGCUGCAUUGCCAGAUUGCAGAAUUUUCAUCACGAUCACCGGUAUUAGCUCCCAAGAUUUUUACAUACUUAUAUUUCAGAUUUGGAAAGCUACAGAUUGUUUUCUUGUUAUGAUUACUUUUGUAAUAAUGCAAUUUUUUUACGUCUAUAUAAUGCUUUUGACUGAAGCUGAUCUUUGUGUGUCGUUCCGUCUUCCUUUCAUCUUUCAUAGCAUUUUCUAGACAUUAGGCAAGCAUGUUUUUGAACAGACAUCCGAUCCAAUCAAAGCCAUUCCCACGCUCGCCAUCAAGAACCUCAUGUUGUUUCUUACGUCGCGUUCUCCAUCCUGCAUCAAUUUUGCAAUUUGCGAAAUGUGCACGUAUCUGUAUCUUCCUGUAACUUCUAAAGUUUAAGUGUGUUGACAAAAGCCAUACUGUGUUCCUGAUCAUCGUUUAAUCAAGAACAGCGUCGUGACAGUACUAUGCCUUUGUAUGAGCCAUAGGCAUAGGAAUAGAAUUUUCAGAUGAAAUUGGUGGUGAUGCUGGG